Populus trichocarpa (black cottonwood) is the source of this 294-nucleotide messenger RNA. Its product is annotated as ATP synthase small subunit 6, mitochondrial-like. Lineage: Eukaryota; Viridiplantae; Streptophyta; Magnoliopsida; Malpighiales; Salicaceae. The record is from RefSeq and is a predicted model, not a curated record. The transcript is spliced from 2 exons. Bases 127 to 294 code for a protein of 55 amino acids.
CAUUAUCAGUCAGCAAACAGAUUCCCUCUGCAUUGCCGUCAAUUAGACGCCCGCACCGCAGUCAUUGAUAAUUUUUUCAGCGUCUAAAAGACAAUCACGCAGAAGAAAGAAUCGAAAAAGAGAAGGAUGAGGAAGUUCGAUCCAUGGCCGGUAUUCUUCAAGAGAGAAUGGAACCGUAACUGGCCUUUCCUCGUUGGCUUUGCCAUCACUGGCGCUCUCAUCACCAAAUUCUCUCUCAGCCUCACCGAGGAGGAUGCGAAGAAUUCUCCUUUCGUGCAAAGGCACAAAAAGUAA